AUGUCAAUGUUGAUACCAAAUUCCAGGGCAAAACUAAAAAUGGACGAUAAUUUGGCGGAUUAUCGGCGGUUUUGCGCUAAUCGUUUGAAGCGUUUGGAACGCUGCAAAAAGACGAAAAGUUUUUGUAAUUUGGACGACGAAGUACCUUACCCAUUUGGCAGCACCGGUUCUGAUCUUAUACUAAUGGGGACGGAAAAAUUUGCAUCUCACGAUGGUAGUAUAACGUUUUCUAGGUGCUCUGAAAAUGCUGUCUUCUCUUCUAUCAGGUCAGAGGCAGUCCCUUUUUGUUCAGGAACCAACAUAUUUUGUUACGGAUCAAAGACUCCUCCAAUAACAGAUACCCCUCGUUCUGGUUCUGCGGGAGUUUUUUCUCUGAAUGUUCUUCCCUCCAUAUCUGAAGCAAAUCCAGCAAAAUCUUCACCGACCGCUAACUCAUGGCUCGACAACAGCGGGAAAUACACAUCAGUAACAUCUAACUUUGGGGAAACUGAUAACAGAGGUAACAACAGUCGUCAUUUGCCUCCAUCCUCGUGCUGGUCAUCAUAUUCCUCUUUGACUACUGCCUUAUCAACUGUAUCAUCACAAUCCUCAAUGUUAUCAGCAAAGAAGCCCGAAUUAGUAAAAAGAACCACAAUGACAUGUGUUAAUAACGAUGAUGAUUGUAAUCAAAAAGCACAAAGGAAUUUCGACCUUCUGCGCGAAAAAAUGGUGAAAUUUGCUGUGUUUCAUGAUUUUGAGCAUAUUUUGAAUUUUUCCAUUAUUAUUAACAGGAAUAAGAAUUUAACAAAGGUAUCAGUUAAGAUUUAUGAACGUUUUUUUUCUUUACUAAUUUUGCUGAGAAGCAAUGCUAAAGAAUAA
Molecule: messenger RNA, 858 nt
Organism: Loa loa (African eye worm)
Lineage: Eukaryota; Metazoa; Nematoda; Chromadorea; Rhabditida; Onchocercidae
Exons: 1
Coding region: 1-858 (285 amino acids)
Source: RefSeq, a predicted model, not a curated record